Dioscorea cayenensis subsp. rotundata (Guinea yam) is the source of this 684-nucleotide messenger RNA. Its product is annotated as cytochrome B5-like protein. NCBI's taxonomy places the organism in Eukaryota, Viridiplantae, Streptophyta, Magnoliopsida, Dioscoreales, Dioscoreaceae. Bases 166 to 519 code for a protein of 117 amino acids. The transcript has 6 exons. The record is from RefSeq and is a predicted model, not a curated record. Gene Ontology annotation, molecular function: heme binding. Gene Ontology annotation, cellular component: intracellular membrane-bounded organelle; membrane.
AUCGCACUUGCCAGUGACCACUGUGAUCCUAAUUCCUAUCCCCCCCAAAUGCACAUUGCCCAUCAUAAACCCUAAUCCGCAGUCUUUGAUUCUCCUCCAAUCGAAAGAACUCAACCGUGAAUCACCACUUCCUGCGCUGUUCUAUCGCUGGGGAAUUUAUUUUCCAUGGAGUUGAUUAUCAUAAUAUCAGUUAUACUUUUAUUAGUGGUAUCUCUUCUUCUCAUCCCAAGAUCAUCCAGUAAAGGUUUAGGAAAAGGCCCUCAACCGUAUAUUGUUCGGAAGACAUUAAAGAUCUUCACGAAGGAAGAGGUCUCAUUGCACAACACAAGGAAUGAUUGUUGGAUCAUUGUUAAAGACAAGGUGUAUGACGUUACUCCAUAUGUGGAAGAACAUCCUGGUGGUGAUGCUAUACUAAAGCACGCUGGUGGUGACUCCACAGAAGGCUUUUAUGGGCCUCAACAUGCUUCUAGGGUUUUUGACAUGGUCGAUGAGUUUUACAUUGGAGAUCUGAAGUCUUGAAAUUUUAGGUGAAUCUCCUCUCGGAAUUUUUAAGUUAAAUAGUGUGUAGUCAUGGGUCUGACUCAUUGAUCGUAAAACUGUAACCAAAAUAGUACUUACAUUGUGUUAUGACAUUAAACUUGAGACGAUCCAUUGGCAAUGCAAUUUACUGAUUCCGUGUUUCAA